Phlebotomus argentipes is the source of this 1998-nucleotide messenger RNA. RefSeq names its product transcription initiation factor IIB (gene TfIIB). The record is from RefSeq and is a predicted model, not a curated record. Lineage: Eukaryota; Metazoa; Arthropoda; Insecta; Diptera; Psychodidae. Gene Ontology annotation, biological process: transcription preinitiation complex assembly; transcription initiation at RNA polymerase II promoter. The coding region runs from base 112 to 1062 and encodes 316 amino acids. Gene Ontology annotation, molecular function: RNA polymerase II general transcription initiation factor activity; TBP-class protein binding. The transcript is spliced from 3 exons. Gene Ontology annotation, cellular component: transcription preinitiation complex; nucleus.
UUUGGAAAGUUUUCUACGUGAGAAAAUGCAAUAGAAAUUUCCCUAUUUUACAGUGAAACAGUAGUACUCCGCCCUUAGACAGUGCCCCAAAGUGUCUUGACAUCACCUGCGAUGGCGAGUACAUCGAGAUGCGACAUUUCCAACAAGGUGGUGUGCUAUGCGCACCCAGAGGCGCCCCUUAUCGAGGACUACAGGGCCGGAGACAUGAUUUGCUCCGAGUGCGGACUAGUCGUGGGCGAUCGCGUCAUCGACGUGGGCUCAGAGUGGCGCACAUUCAGCAAUGAAAAGUCCGGCGUGGAUCCCAGUCGUGUGGGAGGUCCUGAGAAUCCUUUGCUGAGCGGCGGCGACUUGUCCACAAUGAUCGGCCCAGGAACUGGACCAGCGUCCUUCGACGCUUUCGGGACCUCAAAGUAUCAGAAUCGCCGCACGAUGAGUAGCUCCGAUCGUGCCUUGAUUGCGGCCUUCAAGGAGAUCUCCACAAUGGCAGACAGGAUAAAUCUGCCCAAGACGAUUGUGGAUCGCGCCAACAACCUCUUCAAGCAGGUGCACGAUGGUAAGAACCUGAAAGGACGCAGCAAUGACGCCAAGGCGUCGGCGUGUCUGUACAUCGCGUGUCGCCAGGAAGGAGUGCCGCGCACUUUCAAGGAAAUUUGCGCUGUGAGCAAGAUCAGCAAGAAGGAGAUCGGCAGGUGCUUCAAGCUCACCUUAAAGGCGCUCGCCACGUCGGUGGAUCUCAUCACGACGGCGGACUUCAUGUCGCGCUUCUGCUCGAAUCUCGAUCUACCCAACAUGGUGCAGCGCGCGGCCACGCACAUUGCCAGGAAGGCUGUCGAGAUGGACAUUGUGCCGGGACGAUCGCCCAUUUCGGUGGCCGCGGCGGCCAUCUACAUGGCAUCACAGGCGUCCGAGCACAAGAAGAGCCAGAAGGAGAUUGGCGACAUCGCUGGAGUGGCGGACGUAACGAUCAGACAGUCGUACAAACUCAUGUAUCCGCACGCCGUGAAGCUCUUCCCUGAGGACUUCCGCUUCACCACGCCAAUUGACCAGCUGCCACAGAUGUAGGCACAGCAAGUUGAUGUACAAUUGAUAUACCUUACUUGCAAUAUCCUCUAAAAUUCGUCUUUAUUGGUUCUUCAACCUCUGUUUUCUGAUUUUCGCGAUUAAUGUUAUUUUCUAUAUAAUUUCGCCGCGGAGACGCCGCUCGAGAAGGGAUUCGAUUGAGUGUGUUUAUGAGGCACUCACUGUGGAUUUGAUGUAGUUGCGUAAAUGUUUUAUGUAUUGAAUUUGAAGGAAUCAUCAAAAUUUUACAGUAGUUGCAAAAUCUUGUUUGAUUUGUCAUAUUAUUUUGAACAUGAACUACACAGAAUACCACAGUGAGAACAUUUAAUUAAGUAAAAAGAAAAAGAUAUCAAAAAGGCAAAGAACAUGAUAAAAACAGUUCAAAAGGUUGCAGUUUAUCUGCUCACAACAAAAUGUUAUUGUCUCCUCAAGAAUUUACACAAUAUGCAUUUAUUAUCUCAAUCGAGGGCCUGCGAGCAGCGCUGUCGCAGCAAUGGAUUCCCUUAGAAGAUAUGAGACACUCCUUUUUCCGUACACCUGAAUUUAUAAGAGCGAAGAUGGAAACUUGUGCGAGCGCGUGUGUGUGUGUGUGUGUGUGUAAAUGAGGCCUUAAAAUUAUUAUUUUCUCAACUGUAAGACAAGAAAGUGAACAGAAACUAUUAAUCGUAUACAUUUUAGUGGUGUUGAAUUGAUGAGAACUCUUUCUAUUAGCUCUUGUAUUUCCUUGAUGGUGAUUAAAGGGACACUUUUGAUAUGCAGUCCCACUAUUUUCAUCCCUCUCCCUUCAGUCACUAUCAUUGACUCUGUGCGACAGUGUGGAAGAGUUUCUUAGAUAUUAAAGAUAUAAGAUUUCAUAUAUAAAUCCUACAAAUUGAGAAAUCAUCUGUGAAAUUGUCCAACAUGAGGUAAAAAAUUUCAAUAAAUGACAUUGGAAACGCA